AACCCGAUUGCCCACAAUGAAUCCAAUAUUCUCCGCGCUACUGUUCAGUUUGGUAGCGGGUCUAGCCCUCGCCGAGAAGUCGGACUAUUGUCUGAGCGAGAUUGUCAGGUCGGACGAGAGGAUCCGUUCACACGGAUAUCCCACAGAGACGCACGAGGUGACCACCGAGGAUGGCUAUGUGCUGACCCUGUUCCGCAUCCCGUACUCCCACAAGCUGAAGAACCAGAACGAGAAGCGACCUCCCAUUCUGCUGCAGCACGGAUUGUUCAGUAACUCCGACUGCUUUCUGUGCUCCGGACCGGAUAACUCCCUGGCCUACCUUCUCGCGGAUGCCGGAUACGAUGUUUGGCUGGGCAAUGCCCGUGGCAAUAUCUACUCGCGGAACAACGUUAUCAUCUCGCUGAACAGCCACAAGUUCUGGCACUUUGACUGGCAUGAGAUCGGUACCAUCGACAUUCCCGCUAUGAUCGACUACAUCCUGGCGGACACUGGCUACGAUCAGAUACACUACGCCGGACACUCGCAAGGAACCACCGUGUACCUAGUGAUGCUCUCCGAGCGACCGGAGUACAAUGCCCUCAUAAAGUCCGGACAUAUGCUGGCUCCAUGUGCCUUCUUCGAGCACGGAACCUCCUUCAUUUUCAAUGCCCUGGGUCCCUUGGUGGGCACACCCGGUGGCAUCUGGAACCAACUGCUGGUGGACACCGAAUUGAUCCCGCACAACAACCUGGUUAACCGAUUGGUCGACAACAGUUGCCAUCUGUCCAACUCGAUCUGCAACAACGCCUUCAUUAUGUUCGCUAACGGCGGAUACGUUAAUGCCAAUGCGAGCUCCAUGAGCGUCCUAAUCGAGACCCAUCCGGCUGGAUCCUCCAGCAACCAGGGCAUCCACUACCUGCAGCUGUGGAAGUCCCUCAAGUUCCGCCAGUACGAUUGGGGCACCAAGAAGAACAACGAGCUGUACGGCCAGGACUUGCCUCCGGAUUACGAUCUCAGCAAGAUCACCGCACCCACCCACUUGUACUCCAGCGACAACGAUGCCCUUUGCGGGCCCGAAGAUGUUAAGACCCUAGUGGCGAACUUCCCGCACCUGAAGGAGGACUAUCAUGUGCCCGUCCAGAGCUUCAACCACUUGGACUUCAUCAUCGCCAGGAACAUGAAGGAGCUGGUCAACGAUCCGGUCAUCGAACGCAUUAACUCCUACGAAGGUCGCUAGAAAUUGGCCAAUAAAAGAACCCGUAAUGCA
Messenger RNA from Drosophila santomea, 1246 nucleotides. Its product is annotated as lipase 3. The record is from RefSeq and is a predicted model, not a curated record. The transcript has 2 exons. NCBI's taxonomy places the organism in Eukaryota, Metazoa, Arthropoda, Insecta, Diptera, Drosophilidae. Gene Ontology annotation, biological process: lipid metabolic process. Gene Ontology annotation, molecular function: hydrolase activity, acting on ester bonds. The coding region runs from base 17 to 1216 and encodes 399 amino acids.